AUGGCACCGUUCCACUGGCAAUCGAACGUGAAUGUGCAGCAUGUGGGUGUGGAUGACAUGGUGCUGCUCAGCAAGCUCACUGAGCAGGCCAUCGUCGAUAACCUAAGGAAGCGGCUGCAUGGAAACAGUAUCUUUACCUACAUCGGUCCAGUAUUGAUCUCUGUGAAUCCAUUUAAGCAAAUGCCAUAUUUUACCGAGAAGGAGAUGGAUCAGUAUCAAAGCGCAGCACAGUAUGAGAACCCACCUCAUAUCUAUGCUGUGGCCGACAAUAUGUACAGAAAUAUGCUGAUCGACAACGAAUCCCAGUGCGUUAUCAUCAGUGGUGAGAGCGGUUCGGGUAAGACGGUGGCCGCAAAAUUCAUCAUGAGCUACAUUUCACGGAUUUCUGGAGGUGGUUCAAAGGUUCAGCACGUCAAAGAUGUGAUUCUGCAAUCGAAUCCGCUUCUGGAAGCAUUUGGUAAUAGCGCCACCAUCCGUAACUGGAACUCGUCCCGUUUCGGCAAAUACGUGCAGAUCGUAUUCGGACGAGGAGGAGAACCAGUAGGCGGCAAGGUGACGAACUUCUUGUUGGAAAAAUCACGAGUGGUACGACAGAAUUGCGGCGACCGAAAUUUUCAUAUUUUCUAUCAGCUUUGCGCUGGUGCUGACAAAAAUAUCAGAUCGACCCUCGGAAUCGGAGACCUCGACUAUUACAAUUACCUCAACCACAGCGGCGUCUACAGAGCCCCGGACACCGACGACGCCAAGGAAUUCCAACAAACGCUGCAUGCGAUGAAGGUGGUGGGCCUUAGCGAGGAGACGCAGCUGGAGAUUCUCAAGCUGGUGUCGGCCGUUCUUCACAUUGGGAACAUCACCUUUGUGGAAGACAACAAUUUUGCUGCCGUCGAGGCGCCUGAUUUUUUACAGUACCCAGCGUUCUUACUCGGCCUAUCAUCUGAAUCCAUUCGACAUAAACUGACAGCGCGGAAGAUGGAAAGCAAAUGGGGCACGAGAACUGAACAAAUCGACGUGACGUUGAACGUCCAACAAGCAAAUUACACUCGAGAUGCUUGGGUGAAGGCGAUUUACGCCCGAAUUUUCGAUUACUUAGUGACUUCGGUGAACAAUGCUAUUCGAGUAGCUGAAGGUUUGGAUAUGAGUCUUUCCAUUGGUAUACUUGAUAUUUACGGGUUCGAAAUAUUUGAAAAUAAUGGAUUUGAACAGUUUUGUAUCAACUUUGUGAACGAAAAACUACAACAGAUCUUUAUUGAACUAACACUGAAAGCCGAACAGGAGGAAUACGUACGGGAGAAGAUUCGUUGGCAAGAGAUUGAGUACUUUAACAAUAAGGUUGUAUGCGACCUUAUCGAAGCGAAGAAACCUCCUGGUAUAAUGUGUGUUCUGGACGACGUAUGUGCGCAGAACCACGGACAAUCCGAAGGAGUUGACUCUCAGCUUCUGACCAGUCUGAACAGGGCCUUCUCGCAACACCCGCACUAUCAACCCGGUGCCGAGUGUUUCCUCGUUAGGCACUAUGCCGGUGAUGUCGUCUACAAUGUGGAUGGUUUCUGUGAUCGUAAUCGUGACGUACUCUACCCAGAUCUCAUCGUGCUCAUGCAGCAAACGAACGCCCUUGUCGAAUCUCUGAUGAAGUGCACUCCGCAUUAUGUACGCUGUAUCAAACCGAAUGAAACCAAAAAACCCGGUGAUUGGGACGAACAAAGGGUUCGACAUCAGGUCGAGUACCUCGGUUUGCGGGAGAACAUUCGGGUUCGGCGAGCGGGCUUCGCCUACCGACGUCCUUUUGAGAAGUUCCUCUGGCGAUACGCUAUCCUAACCAAUGAGACUUGGCCGUGUUAUCGUGGAGACCCCGUACGAGGCUGUCAGAUAAUCUGCCGUAGUGUUAACAUGGAUCCCGAUCAAUAUCAAAUGGGAGCGAGCAAGAUCUUCAUCAAGAACCCGGAAUCAUUGUUCUUACUGGAGGAGGUUCGAGAGAGGAAAUACGACGGAUUCGCCCGAAAGAUUCAAAAAGCUUGGCGACAAUUCAGUGCAAGGAAGCAUCACGCUAAACGAAAAGAACAAGCAUCUGAUCUACUCUAUGGCAAAAAGGAACGACGACGGUACUCACUUAAUAGGAACUUCGUCGGCGACUAUAUUGGUCUCGAACAUCACCCGGCUUUACAGAGUCUUAUCGGCAAACGAGAGCGUGUGGAUUUCGCCCAUACGGUCACAAAGUACGAUCGGCGCUUUAAGGUAACUUCUAAACUGGAUCUUCUUCUGACGGCAAAACACCUCACUUUAAUUGGCAGGGAAAAGUCAAAAAACAAAGCAAAUAAGGGCCAACUGAUUGAAGUCAUUAAGAGACAAAUCGAUAUCGCUCAUAUCUUAUCGAUUGGCUUGUCACCGUACCAAGAUGACUUCGUGAUUGUGCAAGUCCGUGAAAACUACACAUCAUUACUAGAGACACCGUUCAAAACCGAAUUCGUAACCACGUUAAGCAAACACUUCAAGGAACGCACACGUGGUGGUAUUAUGCAGUUGGAAUUUCUGCCUACUCAUACGAUCACGCUGAAGAAGACACGAUUCGGAGGCGGUACUCGCACUGUGGUCUUCCAUGUGGCCGGCGUGAGUGCGGCCUGUGAACUGAGACCGAACGGGCACACACUGCACGUCACUGUCGGCCAAGGCCUACCCAACACUACACGUCCAUCUAUGGCAAGGCCAACCACCGGUUAUCAGAGACGGGUCGAUCGUCUACGAACGUCGACGAGAAGAACGCCUUGCCGAACGUCACCUCCUGGUCACGAAGUGCAGCGCUUAAAUGUCUCCCAUGGCAUGACUAACGAGGUGAGCGACUCGUCACAAUAUCUUUCUCGGAUAGGAAUAAUAACACCCAGCUCUCGAGCUACACUAAUGGAGGCAUCGCGACCGAACAAACCGAAGCCGCCAACGAAACCACGGCUCUAUCCAGUUGUGAAAGCAAUUUAUGACUAUGAUGCACAAGAUACGGACGAGUUAUCGUUUUCGGCUGGGGACGAGAUUGAGCUUAUGCAGAGACACGAAUCCGGUUGGUGGCAAGGAAAAAUGGGCAACAGAAUCGGCUUGUUUCCAGCCAACUACGUGCAGGAAUAA
This is a messenger RNA of Angiostrongylus costaricensis, 3111 nucleotides long. Lineage: Eukaryota; Metazoa; Nematoda; Chromadorea; Rhabditida; Metastrongylidae. The record is from the annotation of a GenBank genome assembly.